GUAACAAUGACUGGUGAAAGAGCUUGUUUCAGGAGUAUAAGAGUAUAAGAGAAAAGGAAAGAAUGUCUUCCAAAGCCCUCGCCUCUUCUCAUCGCUCUUCUACACUCUUCGAAUUUCGAGUCUUCCCCAGAUUUCUGGUAUUUAAUAUCUAAUAUCUGUACUUCCAAUCAAGUCCCACGGCCGGUCGUCAUGUCCACCAACGAUCAUUUGACGGCAACAGACAUCAAGAGAGAUGACGAAUGGCACGAGAACGAAGCCGGUAUCGACAACGAGAAGGCUGCUACAAUUGAGCUUGCCGCACAGUAUGUGCCAGGGUCGGAGGCAGAGAAGAAACUUUUGAGGAAGAUUGACAAGAGAAUCAUUCCUACGAUUUGGGGUCUAUAUACCCUCUCUUACCUUGAUAGGGCCAAUGUAGGAAAUGCCAAAACUGGUGGGCUGGAAGAGGAUUUCAAUUUAACCUCCCAGCAGUACUCUAUUGUCCUCCUCGUCUUCUUUAUCUCCUACGUGUUAUUUGAGAUUCCCUCAAACCUUUUUAUCGCGCGAGUUCGUCCAUCACUCUAUCUUAGUGGUCUUUGUAUUCUUUGGGGUGGCAUUGCCGCUUGCAUGGCUGCCACAAAGAACUACAGCCAGCUUGCCGGAGUUCGUUUCGCCCUUGGUGUAGUCGAGGCUGGUUUUGCCCCUGGUGUGGCCUUCUACUUGUCUUCCUGGUACAAACGCUACGAGCUUGCCAGUCGAUACUCCCUCUAUUAUACCGCUACGGCUAUAUCUGGUGCUUUUUCUGGCCUUUUAGCCGGUGUCAUUACGGAGAAUCUCGACGGAGCUCGAGGACUGAGAGGUUGGCAAUGGCUCUUCAUUAUUGAAGGUUGCGGUUCUUCAUUCCUUGGUUUCUUUACUUGGUUCAUCAUGCCUGACUGGCCUUCCACCACCAGAUUCCUGUCACCAGACGAGCGUGUGCUAGCAGCACAGCGACUUGCUCACGAUGGCUUGGGCAACACUGCAGGUGCUCAAGGACAUGUCGGACAUUGGGACGCUUUGAAAAUGGCUGUCGUGGACUGGAGGACCUGGAUGUUUACAGCCCUGUAUAUGCUUUGUACAGGUGCACAGACAAUCCAAUACUUCGUUCCUACACUCAUUGGUGCCCUCGGCUGGACCGGAUACCUUGGCCAGUACCGAACUAUUCCUCUCUAUGCGUGCGCCUUCCUUUUCAUCCUUGUCUUCUGCUGGGGAGCCGAUUACUUCAGGGCAAAACCCCUAUUUAUCACCAUUGCGGCUUCAAUGGGUACUGUCUUCUUCAUCGUUGUGACUUGUGUCACCCAGCACAUGGUGCAAUAUGUUUUCCUUAUUUUGGCAUUUGGCUGUGUGUACGCGCUCCCACCUCUCAUUUUAACAUGGGUACCAAACAUCUUAUCACAUCCCGCCGAAAAGCGUGGUGUCGCCAUCGCCCUCGUCAAUGCGCUGGGUAAUAGCGCUUCAAUCUAUGGAGUCUUCCUGUGGCCUUCUAGCGACAAGCCCCGAUACAUCCCUGGUUUCUCUGCUACUACUAUAUUCAUGGCACUCAUCGUAGUGCUCUCUCAGGUCAUGUUCUGGCUUGUGAAGAAAUAUCCAAUUGAAGCACCUGACGCGGACAAGGUUAUACAAGAAGAGUUCGCAAAGCAGAGGGGCCAUGGCAAGGUUGACAUUGCUUGAUCCUUUUUGUCUAAUACAAGUUUGUACUCAGUAGGGAAUCGUGAGGGAUAUGGAAACGAUGAAUUCCUGGUAUCUUUUGUCUGCUGAAAACAAUUAGUGGACCUUUCCCUUUCUGUCUGUCUUCAGCCUUCAAGCAUAAUGCCAGUGUCUUACUACUGCCUUCGGGCUUUCUUCUUCUCAUCACUGACUCGCUAGUUGCUGGUUGUUCCGGCGGCUGGCGGGGUAUCCUUCUUCCUC
Cryptococcus deneoformans JEC21 is the source of this 1923-nucleotide messenger RNA. RefSeq names its product nicotinamide mononucleotide permease, putative. Gene Ontology annotation, molecular function: transmembrane transporter activity. NCBI's taxonomy places the organism in Eukaryota, Fungi, Basidiomycota, Tremellomycetes, Tremellales, Cryptococcaceae. Gene Ontology annotation, cellular component: membrane. Gene Ontology annotation, biological process: transmembrane transport. The transcript has 10 exons. The coding region runs from base 190 to 1686 and encodes 498 amino acids. The record is from RefSeq and is a predicted model, not a curated record.